Phragmites australis (common reed) is the source of this 1728-nucleotide messenger RNA. Its product is annotated as probable E3 ubiquitin-protein ligase BAH1-like 1. The record is from RefSeq and is a predicted model, not a curated record. The coding region runs from base 482 to 1450 and encodes 322 amino acids. The transcript has 6 exons. NCBI's taxonomy places the organism in Eukaryota, Viridiplantae, Streptophyta, Magnoliopsida, Poales, Poaceae.
CUACCCUCGCCGCUGCAAUGCAAGAAGCUUCUGUUCCUGUUGCCUCUCGUCGCUCUCUUUGAGCUUUCUUCUUCCACCUCACGUGUUUUUCUUUCUUCGUCUUCGUGAGCGCCGCGACAUCCUUUUUCUUGGUCCUCCCUGGCGAUUCUUGGCCCUAGUCUCUGUUCCUGUCUUGGUCUGCAUUCGAUCUUCUCGUGCUUAAUCCAACUCAGCAGCAAUCCCAUCCCAUCUUCGAAUUGUGUUCCAUUGGCUCCUCGGCCUGCCUAAAUUCGAAACCUUUCUAUUUUCUCCCCCUUUAAUCCUAUCAAUUUCUUCUAAGGAAACCACAUAAAUAUCCAUUUCCAGAGAAACUCCUCAUAUUCUUCCCCCAUCGUAUACGCUGAACUCGUCCAUUACCAGUGCCCACAGCUCGCAUCUCCUUGUCUGCCUCUUCUGUUUCCUCUGAAUCGGGUGGUUUUAUUACCGCGGAUUCAGCUCAGCCAUGAAGUUUGCCAAGACGUACGAAACAUACAUGAGGGGGAUGGAGGCGGAGCUCCCCGGCGUGGGGCUGAAGCGGUUCAAGAAGAUGCUCAAGAAAUGCCGCUCCGAGCUCCGUUUGCACGAGGAAGCCGGCUCCUCCGCCGACGGCCAGUGCCCCGGGCAUUGCUCUGUAUGUGAUGGGAGUUUCUUUCCAAGUCUUCUGAAUGAGAUGUCAGCUAUUGUCGGUUGCUUCAACGAAAAAGCCAAGAAGCUGCUUGAAUUGCACUUGGCGUCAGGCUUCAAGAAAUACACCAUGUGGUUCACCAACAAGGGUGACAGGGGCCAUGGAACAUUGAUACAGCAAGGCAAAGACUUGGUUACAUAUGCAAUUAUAAAUGCCGUGGCCAUGAGGAAGAUUUUAAAGAAGUAUGACAAGAUACAUUACUCAAAGCAAGGGCAAGAAUUCAAAGCUCAAGCCCAGAGCCUGCACAUUGAGAUACUUCAAUCCCCAUGGCUCUGUGAGCUGAUGGCAUUCUACAUGAACUUGAGAAGGAGCAAGAAGAACAAGGCUGCAAUGGAGCUCUUUGGCGAUUGUUCCCUCAUAUUUGAUGAUGACAGGCCAACGCUCUCAUGCACCCUCUUUGAUUCUAUGCGUGUUGACAUUAGCUUGACAUGUUCUAUUUGCUUGGACACGGUGUUUGAUCCCGUCUCUCUUUCAUGUGGCCACAUAUUUUGCUACUUGUGCUGCUGUUCUGCUGCAUCUGUGACGGUUGUUGAUGGGCUAAAGUCUGCAGAUCACAAAUCAAAAUGUCCCCUAUGCCGACAGGAAGGGGUCUUUCGUGAUGCUGUGCACCUGGAUGAGCUCAACAUGAUGCUGAGUCAUAGUUGUCCAGAGUACUGGGAGGAAAGAAUGCAAUCGGAGCGAGUUGAACGUGUUCGCCUGGCUAAGGAGCACUGGGAGUCACAGUGCAGAGCAUUCUUGGGUAUCUAAACAGUGAGCUUGUAAUGAUAGAAACCGGUUUCUAUUUGUCAAGAUUGUUGUUUGUUAGAUCAAGCUUUGUCACAACUCUUGUGUAAUAAGAGUUGGAUCUAUCUAUCGCCUGUUGACAUGAGCGAGUUAACCUGUAAGAGGUUCACUUUUUGUGCUUCUGGCUAGCUGCAAAAGGAGGGAACAUAUGUAGUGGUUGUCCAAGUGCAGAAUUGUAAAUACAUUUACAUGUGCCCGUCUCGUUUUAGCUUUGUGAUUUUAGCCUAAAUUUACUGCGAUGU